Batrachochytrium dendrobatidis JAM81 is the source of this 839-nucleotide messenger RNA. RefSeq lists its product as uncharacterized. The transcript is spliced from 5 exons. Gene Ontology annotation, cellular component: Golgi apparatus; endoplasmic reticulum; endoplasmic reticulum-Golgi intermediate compartment. The record is from RefSeq and is a predicted model, not a curated record. Gene Ontology annotation, biological process: endoplasmic reticulum to Golgi vesicle-mediated transport; Golgi organization; intracellular protein transport. NCBI's taxonomy places the organism in Eukaryota, Fungi, Chytridiomycota, Chytridiomycetes, Rhizophydiales. The coding region runs from base 26 to 673 and encodes 215 amino acids.
CCUCUCUUGACAACCAUUGCAGGUCAUGACACCAAACAUGAUUCGACUCUUUGUUCUGGCCUUUAUUGCUGUUUCUGUUAGUGCGUUGCGCUUCGACUUGCUUGCCACAUCUGGUCAAGGCACUCGGAAGUGUAUUGACCAAUACGUUCACAAGAACACUCUGGUGUCGGGUAUUGUGGAUGUGCCUGCUAGAGAUAGUCAGCGAGUGGAUGCUGAGAUUAUCGACGACACUGUUAAUCAAAGCAAACAUUGGAGUAGACCCAACAUCGUUGGAGAGCACAAGUUUUCGUUUACUGUCCAUGAAGAUGCUUACUUGCGGUUCUGUUUCACCAGCACUCUUCCCAAUGACGUAGCUCCAGGACCAGAUGUAAAGCGCACAGUUUUUCUUCGUCUUGAUAUGGGUGCUGAAGCGAAACAAUAUGUGGCAGAAAUGGAAGUAGGAAAACUCGAACCUAUCGAGAUCGAGCUUCGUCGACUCGAGGAAAUGGCCCGAGAAAUCAUCAACGACUUUCUCUUUUUGGAGGACCAGGGAAAUUCCAUGCACAAUGUCAACGAGUCUACACUCGAUCGAGUGAGCGGCUUGAGUACAUUUACUAUAUUGUUGUUGAUUGUUGUAGGUGGCUGGCAAGUUUGGUACAUGCAUUCAUUCUUUAAAGCAAAGAAACUAAUUUGAAUCAAGCACGGGCUUUUAAUGCUUUAUUGGGAAAACUAAUCAGGUGUAGAUUGGAUCAGAUAUUCGACAAGCAGCGCGUACAAACACAUCCUUGGAUCGUGCCAUCGAGGUUUAUUUCAUCACCCAUCUUUUUUGUUAACAAUAACAUAGUCAGUUUGCUAUUUUU